Molecule: messenger RNA, 1856 nt
Organism: Dipodomys spectabilis (banner-tailed kangaroo rat)
Lineage: Eukaryota; Metazoa; Chordata; Mammalia; Rodentia; Heteromyidae
Gene: Pcbp3
Product: poly(rC) binding protein 3
Exons: 15
Coding region: 199-1314 (371 amino acids)
Biological process (GO): regulation of gene expression; regulation of RNA metabolic process
Cellular component (GO): nucleus; cytoplasm
Molecular function (GO): mRNA binding
Source: RefSeq, a predicted model, not a curated record
AGGACCCAGCUCUGUGCUCCUGCAGCUGGCGGCUGAUUCCUGCUCCUGAGGCGUACAGGAAGCGGAUGGGGCUGGGGUAGGUGGGCUCCAGACAAGCCCAGAUUGCUGCAGAUCCUCGGUUCUGGUGAUGACGCUCUGAGCCACUGUGCAUCUUAGCACUCACAUUUAUGGACCUGGCCUGAACUGCAGAGCCUGCCUAUGGGGGAAGGAGACGCCAUCUGGGUUCCAUCCGUCCUUCCUCACAGUACCCUCGGCACCUUAAACCACCACCCUCAGCUGCAUUUUGGGAGAAAGAUGGAGUCGAAGGUCUCAGAAGGUGGACUCAAUGUCACCCUUACCAUCCGUCUGUUGAUGCAUGGAAAGGAAGUUGGAAGCAUCAUUGGGAAGAAAGGGGAGACAGUGAAGAAGAUGCGUGAGGAGAGUGGAGCCAGGAUCAACAUCUCAGAGGGAAACUGCCCAGAGAGAAUUGUGACCAUCACAGGGCCAACGGAUGCCAUCUUCAAGGCCUUCGCCAUGAUCGCAUACAAGUUUGAGGAGGACAUCAUUAACUCCAUGAGCAACAGCCCUGCCACCAGCAAGCCCCCGGUGACGCUGAGGCUGGUGGUCCCCGCCAGCCAGUGCGGGUCCCUGAUCGGCAAAGGCGGCUCCAAGAUCAAGGAGAUCAGGGAGUCCACAGGUGCCCAGGUCCAGGUAGCUGGGGACAUGCUGCCCAACUCCACAGAGCGGGCAGUGACCAUCUCAGGGACGCCGGACGCCAUCAUCCAGUGUGUCAAGCAGAUCUGUGUGGUCAUGCUGGAGUCCCCACCGAAAGGUGCCACCAUUCCCUACCGCCCAAAGCCCGCCUCCACCCCUGUCAUUUUUGCAGGUGGUCAGGCCUACACGAUCCAGGGACAGUACGCCAUCCCUCACCCGGAUCAGUUGACCAAGCUCCACCAGCUGGCCAUGCAGCAAACCCCCUUUCCUCCCCUCGGACAGACCAACCCCGCUUUCCCCGGAGAAAAGCUGCCUUUACACUCCUCCGAAGAAGCUCAAAAUCUGAUGGGCCAGUCGCCAGGUCUGGAUGCCAGCUCCCCAGCCAGCACUCAUGAGCUCACCAUUCCCAAUGAUCUAAUAGGCUGCAUAAUUGGGCGUCAAGGAACCAAAAUCAACGAAAUUCGACAGAUGUCUGGCGCUCAGAUCAAGAUUGCCAACGCCACUGAGGGGUCGUCGGAGCGCCAGAUCACCAUCACCGGCACCCCGGCUAACAUCAGCCUUGCCCAGUAUCUCAUCAAUGCCAGGCUGACGUCGGAGGUCACGGGGAUGGGCGGGCUCUAACCCUGCCGGCACCGGAGCCCGCGGCCCGUCGGUUCAUGCUGCUUGACCGCCGGCCCUCUGCGCAGAGCUGAGUGGAGUGUUCUCUUUACCGACAGAGGCGCCCCUGCACAGCCACGCGCGGCGUGGCGCCGCGCUCCGUGUUAGUUUAGCUGUCUCCAUGUGUGGGCAUGCUCUUUACUUUAGUGCUCCUGUGUUCCCACCGAGACGUUUUAGAAGUUGGUCCCUCAGCGUCCGCGUGACAGUUUUGAGUUGGUUUGAUGCUUACCUGCCCCUUGUGCUCUGAGACCCUCCUCUCUCACGCAUCCUGACUCAGUUUCCCCUAGAACCUGUGGUCUUGGCUCCUGUUUCCACCCCUGGUCACACGCUGAAAUCAGGGUGGUUGUUUUUUUGUUGUUGUUUUCCCCCGAAGCCCGUGGAGAGGGCCUUGAGCGUCGGGGCAGCAGGGUGGGGUGGGCCUGCCCGUGGCUCCGCCUCGUGCACGCGGGGCUAGCUGCGGAUCCGGGGGUCGCCAGGACGCCCCUCUGUGCUGUCAGAUUCAAUAA